CAACCUUCAAUAUUAAAACAAGCAAAAUGUUGAUUAAAAUUUUCUUAAUUUUUGCAAUUUUUCAUCAAACUUACUGUCAAAUUGACAUGGGAUUUGAUCCUCGAUGUCCAGAAAUCGAUCCAUUUCCACCAAUUCAUCUACCACACGAAUCUGAAUGUCAUUUGUUCUACAAAUGUGCUAAUAGACACAUUUGGCUCUUCGAAUGUCAACCACCAUUACACUGGAGUGUGAUUCAUGAUCGCUGUGAAUGGCCAAAUAUAGCACAAUGUGAUCCAGAUGAUCUUCCUGGUAUUCCAACACCUCCUUCAAAUACAACAACUACACUCGGAACUACAACACCAGCUUAUUCUGACUGUCCACUUUAUGACAAUCCAAAUAAUGUUGUCUUUGUGCCUGAUAGAACUAGAUGUGAUGGAUACUUUGUGUGCUUCAAUGGAAAUAAAGUUCCAAGAACUUGUCAUCCAGGACUACAUUGGGAUCAACAGAAUAGAUGGUGCGAUAAUGCAGCUAAUGUGCCUUGCAGUUUAUAAAUUAUAUUCAGAUUAGGAAGUGUGAACAAGGUAAACCUGGAAUUCAGGACAUUGAUGAUGGGUUUUUUGGUGAUUAAUGUGACAAAAUUGAUUUUUUAAUAAUUUAUUAUGUUUUGGCAUUUUAUAGAAUUGUAAUAAAAAUGUAACUGUGAUAGCUU
Molecule: messenger RNA, 688 nt
Organism: Chironomus riparius
Lineage: Eukaryota; Metazoa; Arthropoda; Insecta; Diptera; Chironomidae
Source: the annotation of a GenBank genome assembly